GUCAGAUAACAGAUUAGUAUGAAAAUUAGAAAUUGAUAUUUCAGGUUCAGUCGAGCUCAGAAUUCAGCAUACAAUAAUAUCUGAUAAAAUAUCUAUCUUUAUUUGAUAUUAAAAUUUGAAUCCUCAGCCAAAUUUUAAAUUAGCAACAAGCCCUGUGGAGGUUCAUUUGUCUUGAUUCAAUUGAGUGAUAAUAAAGUAAACACAAACUUAGUUCCUACCAGUAAUUCCUAUGAAGGAUAUCUUCAGAAAUAACGUAUAUUAACAGGAACUCACAUCAUAAAUUAUAAAGCUGGCGUCCGAGAACUAUCCAAAGAAAAUGCUUGAUGGGUGGUACUGCCGCUCUAUGGCUAAUAUGCAAGCUAAUGAAGAGGCAAGUGUAAAUAGCAGUAGUGCUGUUGCCGAUACCUCUCAAGCAGAUUCAAAUAAAGAUUAUUCUAGUGAAAGCAGUAGUGAUCCAGAGCCUGAACCAAAUUAUAGAGCACAAUACUUGGCUCUAAAAAAGAAAUUGAAAUAUUUGAUAUAUGAAAAUGAAUGCUUUCAAGAUGCUUUGAGAUCCAGUCAGAAGAGGUUGUUAAAAGUUUCAAGAGAUCGAACUUUUUUAUUAGAUAGAUUACUGCAGUAUGAAAAACCUGAUAGUUCUACCUCUGAAAGUGAAGACACAGAGUCAUCUGAUGAUACAAGUUGUACCAAUACAGAAUCAGUGAAAAGAAAGAAAAUGGAAGCCAAUGCUUGUCAACCAGCUUUAUCAACACCAUCUUCAGUGAAUAAAGGUCUCAAUAGUAAUAUCAAAAGGAAAAGAGCAGUUGUUCCUAAAAAACCUACAAAUGCUAAUCAUCCUCAAGGUAGUACCAACUCACAGGCCAAAGCUUCACCAGCUCUUGGAUUUGGACUAACAGCAAGCGAUGGCCAUAUGACUCCCGAGGAAGUAGAACGUCAUCUACAAUCUAGACAAACAUAUUUAAAGUUAUUACCUGAGCGUGCACCACCAACUGUGCCCACAGAGAUGUUUAGCAAUGAUCCAUCACUAGACAGUGAAUCGAAUGAUGUGCUGGAAAAUUCACCAAAUGUGGAGGAAUGGUUUGAUUAACAAUAUCUCACAAGUUCGAUGGAAAUUGAUUGUAUAGUACAUCGAACAUCAAUAAUUUUAAAUUUAGGAACUUUUGUAGUUUGUGACUGUAAUAGGACAGAUAUGGAAAUGAUUUUAAAAUAUUCAUACACAUUCAAUCCUGUCAGACAAUGUACUAAUAAAAAUUGUUUUUCUGAAUCCAUGUAUCUCAUAUUAAGCAGUCUUAUAAAUAAAAGAGUUCUUAAAUGUG
Zerene cesonia (dogface butterfly) is the source of this 1316-nucleotide messenger RNA. RefSeq lists its product as uncharacterized. The transcript has 6 exons. The coding region runs from base 317 to 1087 and encodes 256 amino acids. Gene Ontology annotation, biological process: chromatin remodeling. The record is from RefSeq and is a predicted model, not a curated record. Gene Ontology annotation, cellular component: Ino80 complex; nucleus. NCBI's taxonomy places the organism in Eukaryota, Metazoa, Arthropoda, Insecta, Lepidoptera, Pieridae.